Durusdinium trenchii is the source of this 2353-nucleotide messenger RNA. The record is from the annotation of a GenBank genome assembly. NCBI's taxonomy places the organism in Eukaryota, Dinophyceae, Suessiales, Symbiodiniaceae.
CUACAAGCAAACAACGGUGAAAUGAUCGCUUUGACUUGCACUUUGCACUGUAGGAAAAGAAAGCGUGGGCAGGGUUACAAUAUGUUGCAAGUUAUGUGGCAAUACUGUGAAGUUGAAUUUGGAUGAAUUUGGUCCCUCCAUUUUGAUUGGUGACAUGCUUUGCCCGUGUGACAGUGUUGAGAAGGUGAUUCUUAGAGUCGAGCUCCGCACGAGAUACCUUCUGCACGUAGCGACCCUGUUGGCCGACCAGCCAGCGGUUUCGCCUCCCAAAGUCCAUAACUGUAUACCUUCGCCCGGCCAAAACCGAAGUGCUCAAAAAACGACCGAACUUCCCUUAACUACACGGGGGCCGGGCUGGUGGCCGUGGAUUUCCAGCAGAUUGCGCCAGUAUCAAUGGUGCGAAUCUUUGUGGCUACAUUGUUCUUCCUCAUUCGCUUUGCAUGCGCAGAAUGCGAGGAGGAGGCGUGUAUGAUGGAUGACACCGCUCUUCUUCAACCUCGCUUGGGUCGUAUCCUUGAGAAGGAGGCUGAGACACAGGACACCUGCCAACCUCUCGACUACAACAACGGCGACUGUGUCGGUAAGAACACCUGCUUCGAGUGCGACUUCACUGGCAAGAAGAUCUUGCCCGCAAAUAAGGAUCGCUUUCCCACGGGAUUCUUGCAGUGUCAGGGUGACUCGACGACGUGCAACACAGCAGACGCAGGGGCUACGAUCAAGUUCAGGAGUUCAUUAGACUACCUCUACUGCAAAGGAGCUGGUACUUGUUCAGAUACGUGGAACGUGGAGAAUGCCGGAGCUGCCUGCUGCGCUUACCGGGGCUCCUGCCACGGGUCGAAGAUCUCUUUGACACCCGCAAGUGACCCGGAUGGCGGCUGCCAGAAUGACAUGUGUUGCGAUGGUAUUGAUAGCUGCAGCGAGGGCGAAUUGAAAGGAAUUGAGAGCCUGACUUGUCGAGGAAAUCGUGCUUGCUCAUCCGCGACAGUGGAGGUGUCCAGGGAUUUGCUUUGCGAUGGCGAUUCCAUCGUGAAUCAAAAUCCCAGCGGCCCCAGAGGGAGUUGCAAGCAAAGCAGCUUCACGCUCAGCGGCAGCGAUGGCUACCACGUGGUCGAUUGCCUUGGUCAAACCAGCUGCGUGGACAGCAGCUUCGAAUUUGCUUCAAAUUCACGCAUCUCCUUCGCGUGCACGAGUUCCACAAAUGACGGAAGAGCAUGCCGCAAUGCCGAAAUCACGCUCCAGGGUGGUUCUUGCAUCGAUUUGGACUGCAGUGUGAACAACGUGGGCGGUUCCGACUGUGAAGGCUUGACGUUGACCAAAGAGGGCUCAGACAGCUGCUAUUACCAAGGGCCAGAGGACUAUCGUCCUGAUGACUGCACAGAGGCUAACACGACAAGGUGCGGUGAUGUUCCUCGUGAUCCCGUUUGUUGUCAGCCUGACCUGCUUGACCCGACAGAGCCAGACAGCUGUGCUGACUGCUGCGCACCAGUCACCACUACGGCACCAGACAUCACGACCACCACAACCACGACGACGUCCAAGAAGAAGCCAUACAGUGACUUCCGCCGCAAUCGCCGCACUGAACGCCGCAACUCACGUCAGCAUCGCCGCCAGUCCCGGCAAUACAAGUACAGCUGAUGAGUCUCUCAGCUGAUCUCAUGGUCUCAGGCGAAGCUCACAUUCGAGAAGGAUCCAGAUCGUCAUCUGAGCACCGGGCGGCAGAUCUGUCUCCUCCACUGUGCUGGUUGAGCAAACAGAUUUCGCCCAUUGAGCCAGUGGUUCCGCGUCGUUUUGUUUCCGCGCACAGUGUAGAAGCCCUGGUCCUCGACCCGGAGACCCUCAGGAGGGACCUUCUCACUGGGAUUGCCGUAAGAGUUUUGCAGUCAUUCGGCUGGGGCACUGCCGCAAUCUGCCGCACUGCCAUUUUUCCAUAGCCGGGUUGAGUCAGAAAGAAGUGCAAAAGCAAUCCCUAGCUGCCGGUUGGCAGUUGAACUGCGCACAGACUUGUUGGAUAUCGCUUUCCAGCGCUUCCAAUUGGAAGGCCUGAGAUGAGGCUUUCUGCAAAAGCCGAGAUGGGAUCUUUAUUGCAGCCCUGUACUAUUCUGCAGAACCGAUUUUGGCACCUUUGGGUUGCUUGUGAUUCUUCUUGUGGCUUAAGUAUUCAAGGCCUUCAUCUUCGGUGGCUGUUGUGCACAAAAUGUGCAGUCUCACAGAAAAGGUGCAUGUGCUUUGCCAGGGGGUUCUAGGUUGGGUUCCGUUUCUAGUUGGUCAAUUCCUUCUAGUUGGAAGGGUGAACCUCCAUGAAUGUCAGAAUGCUCAGAAUGCAGGAUCUACUGAAGCAAGUCUGAAGUCUGCC